UCUAGCUUUAAAUCAAUAAAGUGUGUAAAAACUGGAGCAAUGGCGUCUAAAGUCGUAUUUGUCCUUUGCUUACAAAUGGCACUUAUGAAGUACACUCUCGGCCAAUGUAUCCCAGUGGCCGCUGUGCCAGAAUCAUGCGGUCCAAUAUUCGGUGUGCCAAGCGCGUUUACCAGCGGACUGGCAAUGCAAAUGCCCUGGAUUCCUAGCCCGAGCUUCUCAGUAAGUUCAGACGACUUGGGAGUAAUCGGCACGGUGACUGUUCGCGGUUCUUUGCCAUUCCUUGGCACCGUGAGCAUGGCAGGUGAGCUACCGGCCGUCGGUCAAGGCACAGUAAUGUAUAACUGUGGAAAUGGAGACAUCGGCAUUGUGCGUGAAGUGCCAUUCUCUGGCAUGGUGGCACCGAUGGGUGCUGUUUGCUACUGAUAUGUACUAGAUUUUAAGUAAUUUAUAUUAGGUACCUGUUAAAUAAAUAUUCAUUUAAAAAAAA
Messenger RNA from Pararge aegeria (speckled wood butterfly), 487 nucleotides. Its product is annotated as chorion class CB protein PC404-like. Gene Ontology annotation, cellular component: egg chorion. NCBI's taxonomy places the organism in Eukaryota, Metazoa, Arthropoda, Insecta, Lepidoptera, Nymphalidae. The record is from RefSeq and is a predicted model, not a curated record. Gene Ontology annotation, molecular function: structural constituent of egg chorion. The transcript is spliced from 2 exons. Gene Ontology annotation, biological process: chorion-containing eggshell formation; multicellular organism development. The coding region runs from base 40 to 423 and encodes 127 amino acids.